AUGAACCGGGCCCUUUCGAACCUGUCGCCGCACUUUUCGCCUACCCAACGCUCAUCUGCAGAGUUAGCACCAGUUGUCGACGAGCUAAAUACUAUCUGCGAUGACCAUGCUGCCGAUUUCAACCUGACCGCUGCAGCUACCGAGUGUCUGCUCCGACUCCGCCACACACUGAUAGAUAACCCACACCCCGAGGAAGCGAAGGAAUCAUUCCGGCAACUGAACGGUUUUCAAACGCUUCUAAGCCUGAUCAGGAAGCUUUCCGAUCUCUAUAACUCAGAUACACAAACGAAGGAAGAUAGAAAAUGUCUGCUGGCGGUGUACAAGGAUUGCCUGACCGUUCUCGCUGAGUGUUUGAAGGGCCACUUGGGGAAUAAAAGGCAUUUUGCGACUCGGAUUCCCGGUGGGGGUCAAACAGCUUUAGAAGAGGCCUUUACUGUCUUAAUCCUAAAGUUGGAUGCUGCCCAAGGUGACGUUGAAUAUCUCUGUGGCAGUAUCCUCGCAGCAGCCUUGUGUCAAGAAACUGUCGUAGAUGUUUUCACGGCACUAACGACCAAGUUUCAGAGCGCAGACGGACCAGAAGUGUCUUAUGGGGCUGUUAAGAAGGAAGUCGAACGCCUCAUAGGAGACUCGGAGACGAUUGAAGCGUCAGAACUUCUGGGGCCGUUCCUCCGAGUAUGGUUGGAAGAAUCUUCUCCAUUCAAACCUGAGCAGACGCUCCAGAGGUUGGCUAUACCAGCUUGCCUCUACCAGGUUGCCUCCAUGUCUCAACGAAAUGUCAUGACCUUGCAUGAUACCGGAGUAUUAAGCCUUAUUCUCCCAAUUUUGUUCAGUGAAGUUAUUCCCGAAGCGGAGAAGUUACUUUACCAGGAUCUUGCCCGAGAAUUGUGCACCCAAGGGACAAGAAAUGUGGAUGAUGCCGUAUAUCUUUACAAAAAUGCCCAUAAAUGCCAGAGGACACUGCGGUUUCUUGUCGAUGCACUCAAACGCUCCAAAGAGCCUCCAUUCAUUCAGUUUGAUCUCUCAUUGCACGGGUUUUGUUCCUUGGAAUUCUCGACUCUGGGUCGUUCAUUUCCUCCUGUUACAUCUGCUGGAUACACUUUCGCGGUCUGGGCACGUUUUGACCAAUUUGAUCCCAGUACGCAUACCACCAUUUUCGGCGCAUUCGACUCGAGCCAGACAUGUUUUCUCCUAGCGUACCUGGAGAAAGACACCAGGAACUUCAUUUUGCAAACUUCUAUCAAGGGCUCACGCCCAAGUGUGCGCUUUAAGUCUAUGGCGUUUGAGCCUAAUAGGUGGUACCAUAUCUGCGUUGUCCACAAGAAGCCCAGACCGCCAUCAUCCCAUUCGCGCGCGUCUUUGUUUAUAAAUGGGGAAUUUGUCGAGCAGUUAAGGAUUGAGUACCCAUGUGCGCCACUGGCCACUGCGAUGAACCGCUCGCCUCGAGUUCAAGCUUUUCUUGGAACCCCGCGGGAUCUUGCUAUGAGAAUUGGCAAAGGAGUAUCGUCUAGUCGGUGGUCACUGGCUAAUGCUCUUCUCUUUGGUGAGGCCUAUAGUGACGAUAUGAUUGCAGUCUUCUAUAACCUAGGCCCUCGAUAUUAUGGCAAUUUUCAAGAUUGUCUCGGGUCUUUCCAAACUUACAGAGCAUCGGCAACAUUAAAUCUCCGUAAUGAACACCUGCAUCCUGGUAAAGAAGAACAAUCAGAUAUUGUCACUGCCAUUCGACGAAAAGCAAGCACCCUUGUUCGCGAGGGUGUUAUCUUCAUUAACGUCUCGCCGUGGUCCAUACUUGACGACAAUGACAAUAAUACUACAGACGAAUCCCAGCUUAUCAAGUCCCUUUCAAAACAAGCUACGAAAAACCUAAACCAACUAACCAAAGCCGGUGGCAACGCAAUCGCUGUCAAUGGAGCAAGCCCUGCCAUCAAUGACGCUCUUACUCAGGCCAAUGGCAUUGGGGUUCUGACAGGUGACCCGGUAAUAACCUCACCACGCUCCCUCGAUGAUAUGAGUUGGCAGGUUGGCGGUUGCACCGCAGUACAUUUAAGUCUGAUCCAUGCGGCAACCUCCGUCGAGUCCACUCUUCUUGCGGUAGAAGCAUUAUAUGAGGCGGUCCAAGACAAUUGGCGAAACAGUGAAGCGAUGGAGAAAGAGAAUGGGUAUGCAAUUCUUUCAACCCUUUUACGGGAAAAACUUGGUUGGGGCUGGGGAGGUUUCACUACUUCAACCAGGACGAUCGCUGUUUGCUCUAACAAUGAGCAACGAUCUACCCUGUCUCUUGAACUUCUUCGCUUGACCUUGAGAUUUGUUGGGUACAAUUUUGACCAGCUAAACCGCUCCAUCAUAACAAACCCGCUUGCCUAUAGGGUAUUGCUCGUGGAUUUGGAAAUUUGGAGGCAUGGCGAACUCCCUGUAGUAGAGUUGUACUACUCACAGUUUUGCGUUUUUGCUAGCGAGAGCCAGUUCCGUCGGUUUAACUCGAAGCGGCUCGCAAGGAUGCGCGUUAACAAGAAGUUGCUCGAGGCCCUAAAAGGCGGAAGCUUUACGCCAGAAAUACUGCGGCCCUUCACUUCCGCCUUUAGCUCACUGAUGGAAAACACUUUAUCAGCGGAUUUGCUUCGUUCUCUGGCGCUUUUUAUCACGUACUCUCUGCACAAGCCUAAAGAACCUAGCGGGCUACAGAAAAAGAAAAGCAUUCGGUUCAGGGCUAAUUCAGGCGCACGGCCCCCUUCAACUGACGAUGGGAAAAGCAUGCCAACCAUCAAGGUUGCUAUUGAGAUGCUCCGCAUGUUUUGUUCUCUGCUUUGCGACACCCACGAUCUCGGACCAAUAAAAAAAUUCGCCAAAACGGUUACAAACAAGUGGCUCCUGUAUCUCAUGUGUGAGGACGAGCCAGAAAUUGUCGUUCUGGCGACUAGGAUACUAGCCCGGGUUAUUGUGACCAGCGGCAACACGUAUAAUAAGAGGUUUCACGAGAAGAACGGUGGGUAUGUUAUCAUGCGAGGCUGCAUGAAACGAUGGUGGAAUAUACCUGCCUUGUGGCCUCUUUGCUUUUCUAUUUUCUUUGGACUCGAUCUUGGCACAGCGAUGGCUGAAAAGUCCUUUGAUUGUGCUUCACUUUUCGAAGUAUUGAUGGGGAACGAAACAGAGGUCUUCUUCCCUGAGAUGUUUCCUGUUAUUACAGAAAUGAUACAGAGUGCACUAAGGAAGUCUGUCGUGGCUCACGGGGAUGCGCAUGGACUCGACAUAGAUCACACUGUUAAGCCUCUCAUGGCCUACUCCAUGCCGGUCGACACUAGCGAUCAGGAAGCUUCACUCCUGGCUACAAUCAUUGAAUUUCUCGCUGGCUUACAUCUAAAUUCCGAGGGAUUCCGUGAAUAUAUGGCGCAGUCCGAGUACAUCCCACAUCUGCUUUCGGCCCUGUUUCCGGUUGUCGUUGGUUCAGAUUCCGUGAGCGCAGACAUUGAAUUGUCCUACCGCAUCAGUGGCCUUGGUCUUGAUGAUAGGAACCCCAUUAGCCCUCCUACAUCCAGCGGGGCGAGCGAGCUGCACACAACAACUGUUGAAAAUCCGGUGACUCGCGACGGAGCUAGUGGGUCUUUGCCGCGUCCAUCGUCCUUCAUCCUUGUGUCAUCAGACCGCGGAAAAUAUCCCGGCGCGCCUUUACGGAUAAAACAUGCCUUUGUCCCCGGAAGCGUCAACAUUGAGGGAACGACUGAACAUCCGUUCAUCCAACGGAUUUUAUGCCUAAUAUUGUCUAUACUUUCAGAACAGCUCCUUGAGCGGAAGGAUUUCUCCGGACUGGGACUUUUCUCAAAGACGCCACCCGGCUUCCUUGAACACCAAGCAUAUUUCAACUCGUGGGUGCUAAGAAAACUCCUUCAAACGUUGCAAAACGUGGUUUUCUCCAAAACCGAAUUGCUGGCGGAACCACGGAUUAUCACGAACCUAGGACGUUUCACAACUCAUUUAACAGAAGCAACACUCGAGGGAUGGUUUGUGGACGGUACAGGCGCGACUCUUGAAUUCGCGGGAACAAUACUGGAAUACCUCCAACGUCCUGACGUCUCGAGUUUGAAGAGCAUAAGGCUGUGUAGCCAGAUAAUUGCGACAAUUCACUCGAACGUAUUCCGUGUUAUCCUAAUUCAACUUACCGAAACUAAGGGGGCAGAUGCGCUGGCCUUUUUCAAACGCCUAUCCUAUUGGCAAGUUGUGCUUUUGCAGGCAGGAGAGUCUCAGUCGGACUACUUACAGUUGCUAUGCUACCUACUUUACACUAAACUGAUUGACAAAGACCACGAUGUGCGCGUGGCUGCUGCGGGUCUUUUCAGAGUUAUCAUGGUUCAGAAGCCAGCCGAACUGUUUAUGAUAUUGAAUCAUGCAGCGGCCCCCCUUCAGGAACGUCUUUCGGGAGGGUUCGAAGCUCUUGUCGGCAUGGACGACACUGCCUUUUUGCAAUGGAUAGACGACCAGUCAGAGGAUCUCAAUUCUUUGUUUUUGGGAAAUAUUUCAAGAUACUGGGAGGAGUUCAUUCAAGAACAAAACACAGCUGUGGAAAACUCCUCACGUAACCGAAUGUCAAAACGCCACGAAAAGUUGAAGCAGCUGAGCCAGCUUGAGAAGGCCAGGGAUGAAGUAAUGCGCAGACACGAAGUUACGUUUCCUCAUUGGAUCUCGAAUAUUACCGCUUCCGAAUUGUUGAGGUAUCAGAGAGCUUUGCAAGACCAACAGGAUAGCCAUGUGUUCAUGUUGAACUCAUUUUCUCGGCUGACCUUGGAGUUGCGGCGACAUGGGGGUCUCCUAGCGGAAGAGGCGGAGAGGAAAUGGCGACUUGACCAAACUGAAGGCAGAAGCCGUAUGCGACUUCGUAUAGUCCCCGACGAAUCGGGAGAGAGGCAGGAUUAUCAACCGAAACGUAAAGCGUCAGAGCCCCCCGCAAUGAAAAUAGAUGCAGCAGGGCCCUCUUCCGAGGCAGAUACUCUUGCUUUACAUCCUGGACCCCUUGAUGAUGAACGAUCGGAUGAUCAUUCUCAUGGCAUUGGCCCGGAGAAUGGUAGUGUCAUGGAGGAAAGUUUCGAGAUGAUCGACGACCCGAAAGCAGACCUCGAAGAUUAUGAGGACAAGAACCGCAAAGUCAUGAGAAGUCUACACCGUGGUGACCAGGUCGAAAAUCUUUGUAACGUGUCUCGGAUUGUUGGUCUUGAAGCCUUUGAAGGACUGUUGAUCCAGGGUAAAGAUCACAUCUACAUUCUUGAUAAUUUCUUCCAACGAUGCGAUGGUGAAAUUGUCAAUGUUUCACAGGCUCCCAGUGACGAGCGCGAUCCAUAUGUUCGAAUGAUCGCUGGCAGAGAAGCGAGCGAACGCAAACCACAGCAGUACGAAACGAGGAGUUGGAAAUGGACGGACCUGGUCAGCGUGUCUAAAAGACGAUUCCUGUUCCGUGAUGUGUCACUCGAGAUAUUCUUCACCGAUGGAAACAGCUAUUUGUUGACGCUUAUUUCAUCCAAGGCUCGAGACCUUCUAUGCAACCAACUUGCGAACAAGGCUCCUCAGGUGACAGGAAGUGUUGGACACUCGCGGCCGGAGGAUGUUUGGAGAUUCGAGACACUUCGAAGCUCUGACGAUGCGCCGCAGUCACUCGGCUCAAAAUUCGCUAGUGUCUUCGGUCAUUCACCAGUAUACCCAGCGACUCGUAAAUGGGUAAAGGGGGAGAUUUCCAACUUCCAUUACCUGAUGUUAAUAAACACCCUUGCUGGGAGGACAUUCAACGACCUGACACAAUACCCUGUUUUCCCCUGGGUAAUUGCCGACUAUACAAGUCAGGAACUGGAUCUGACCAGUCCGAAGAGUUUCCGUGACCUGUCCAAGCCUAUGGGGUGUCAGACACCAGAACGUGAGGCCGAGUUUAGGGAACGGUACCAAGCCUUUGCAGAAAUGGGUGACGGUGAUGCCCCACCGUUCCAUUUCGGUACUCACUACUCCUCGGCGAUGAUCGUGAGCUCAUAUCUUAUUCGACUACAGCCCUUCGUGAAAUCAUAUCUCUUGUUGCAGGGAGGAACUUUCGACCAUGCUGACCGUCUUUUUUACUCUGUCAGGAAGGCUUGGGAGUCUUCCUCGCGAGGAAAUAUGUCAGAUGUGAGGGAAUUGAUUCCCGAAUUCUUCUACCUCCCUGAGUUCCUGGUCAAUUCCAACAAGUACGAUUUUGGGGUUCCGCAAAACAUGACGACCGCGAUUGACUCGGUGGAAUUACCGCCGUGGGCAAAGGGGGACCCCAAGGUAUUCAUCGCCAAGAACCGAGAAGCACUGGAAAGCCCUUACGUGACGCGGAAUCUACAUCACUGGAUUGACUUGGUUUUUGGAUGCAAGCAGAAAGGCGAGGCUGCCGUUGAGGCAGUAAAUGUCUUCCACCAUCUUUCCUACCAAGGUGCUAAGGAUGUCGACACCAUCAAUGAUCCCGUAGAACGACUCGCCACGAUAGGGAUUAUACACAACUUUGGACAGACGCCACACCAGAUCUUCAAUCGCCCUCAUCCUCAGAGCGAAACACAUAGAUACAAGAUCCCGCGAUUAGAUUCUCUUGCUGAGUCACUUACCCAGCAGCCCCUUUCACUUCUUGAAACUGGAGAGCGAGUUUCAUCUCUAUGCAUGAAGCAUGACCGGCUAUUAUGUACCGCUGCCUUACGGCUGAAUAUACCACCAACUUACGAUAAGUAUUUGGAAUGGGGUUUCUUCGACGGCAGCGUUAGAUUCUACUCUGCAGAUAAUCGAAAGCUACUCGGUCACUUCGAGCACCUCCACGUGGGUCAGCUGGCUGCUGUAGUUUUCGCCGAUUCCCGAACAUUGGUUACUGCAGGCACUGACUGCACCAUCUCAAUAUGGACGUUCACGGCAACAGCAAAAUCCGUAGAUCUACAACCUGCUGGGUCCUUAUUCGGGCAUCAUACGCCAGUAACCGUGCUCGCGGUGUCGCGGUCAUUUAGUACUCUAUUAUCUGCGUCAGUUGACGGCCAGCUCAUGCUCUGGGAUCUGAACCGCCAGUGCUUUGUCCGUGACCUUCCAAACAGCGGAACCGUCGAUUGUGCUCGAAUCAACGACGUGACCGGUGAAAUCGCAGUUUGUCGAGGAAACCACGUCAGCCUCUAUACUCUGAACGGAGCGGCAUUGCUCGAACAGGCUGUCUGCGACUCAGCCGAUGAUAAGACACUGUCAUGCGUCUUCUACGAGGGGGUUGGAGACGAGUGGCAAGAGCGCGAGUUGCUCUUUACCGGCCAUAAACGAGGAGUCGUCAACGUUUGGAGCAAAAUGAUCCGAAACGGCCGCUUUGAGCUGGAGUUGAUUCGCCAGCUCCAUCACGUCGACAAUAACCGUGAUAAUGGGGCAAAUAUCUCUGCAGGUAUCAGCUGUAUCCUAGCACUCCCCCACGUUGUGUACACUGGGGAUGAGAUGGGAAGAGUGUACGAAUGGAGUUGUGUCCAACGCCGAUAG
This is a messenger RNA of Aspergillus versicolor CBS 583.65, 7482 nucleotides long. Its product is annotated as Beige/BEACH domain protein. Gene Ontology annotation, molecular function: protein binding. The coding region runs from base 1 to 7482 and encodes 2493 amino acids. NCBI's taxonomy places the organism in Eukaryota, Fungi, Ascomycota, Eurotiomycetes, Eurotiales, Aspergillaceae. The record is from RefSeq and is a predicted model, not a curated record. The transcript is spliced from 8 exons.